AUGGAUUCUCGUGGAUCAGUCCCCCAGCCCUCUAUGGUACCAGAAAUGGCAGAUCUUCUUCUUCAAAAGCGUGGAACUACCCCGGUUCUUUCGGUCAGCGAGGAAUGGGCAUAUAACUUCGUGAAACGGUAUCCUCUCCUAUCCUCCCGAUUCUCGAAACGAUAUAACUACGAGCGUGCGAAAUGCGAAGAUCCUAAAAUCAUUGGGGAGUGGUUUGAUUUGGGUUAA
Molecule: messenger RNA, 228 nt
Organism: Penicillium digitatum Pd1
Lineage: Eukaryota; Fungi; Ascomycota; Eurotiomycetes; Eurotiales; Aspergillaceae
Source: RefSeq, a predicted model, not a curated record